Acanthopagrus latus (yellowfin seabream) is the source of this 1513-nucleotide messenger RNA. It is a transcript of the gene tspan33b, whose product is annotated as tetraspanin 33b. The record is from RefSeq and is a predicted model, not a curated record. The transcript has 8 exons. Lineage: Eukaryota; Metazoa; Chordata; Actinopteri; Spariformes; Sparidae. Gene Ontology annotation, cellular component: membrane. The coding region runs from base 89 to 901 and encodes 270 amino acids.
AUCUGCAGGGUGGGGCUGGAGCUGGGGACUGUUUUGAAGUAAAAGCUCACCACGGUUUCUACGUGACUGUGAAAAACACCAACAAACGAUGGACAGGAAACUGAACCUAAACCGAGCCGAGACGUUCUCCUUCGUCAACCCGUGGAUCAGAUAUUUUCUCUUCUUCUUCAGCUUCUUGUUUUGGGUUUUCUCCUUGCUGAUUGUCGCAAUCGGGGUGUAUGCUAAAGUCCAGAAAGCUACAGACACGGUGCGGGACACAUUCCUCAUCGACCCGGCUGUCAUCUUAAUUGUGGUGGGGGUGGUCAUGUUCUUCAUCACCUUCUGCGGUUGCAUUGGCGCCCUCCGAGAGAACAUUCGCCUCCUCAAGACAUUCUCCUUCAGCCUGACAUUGGUCUUCCUCACCCAGCUGGCCAUAGCGAUUCUGGGCUUCUUCUACUCCGAUCAGACUCGGGAUGCUUUGGGAAAGUUUGUGAAGAAGGCCAUCGUGCACUACAGGGAUGACCUGGAUCUUCAGAACCUGAUGGAUUACAUCCAGCAAGAGUUCAAGUGUUGUGGGUGGAACAACUACACAGACUGGUCUUGGAACCUGUACUUUAAUUGCACACAUGAGAACCCGAGCUCCGAGCGCUGUGCCGUGCCUUACUCCUGCUGCACUCCCGUUCCUGGAGAGGCAGUUAUCAACACUAUGUGCGGUUUUGGGGUUCAAACCCAGAACUACCUGGAGGCAAACAAGUCAAUCUACCCGGUGGGCUGUGCGGACAAAGCGGUGAUGUGGAUCGAGUCGCAUCUGUUGCUGGUGGGAGCACUCGCCCUGGGUCUGGCCUUGCCUCAGAUUGCAGGCAUCGUGCUGUCCCAGAUGCUGAUCUCUCAGAUCCAAGAUGAGAUUACCUCAGUGUUGUGAGAGCAGGCCGACACGGGGGGAGAAGAGGGAGGAAAAGAACUGACUGUACUGCGCUCGGCUCAUCUGACAUGUGCAAGGACAUCUUUUUUACUGCUACCAUAUCCCUGCGAGUACAUUUCUUAUUCUAAAUGUGCCAUUGCCUGCGGGCAUAAAAGUGAGGUGCACUUUAUCGUGUUGCUCAAGUAGUCAUCACACACAAAGUGCAAACUGUAUAUUUAUUGGUUUUGAACAUGGUUUUUGUAUUGAUCUUGACAUGCAGAUUUUAUUUAUGAAAAGUAUUUAUAUUUACAUGUGAUGUUUGCAAAUAAAAUGUAGAAGAAGAAAGUUCUAUAAUUGCUAUAUUGUAUAUUGAUUAGAGUUGUCAGAUUUGUAAGCUAAUAGAAUCAGUACACACAAUGCAUACGCUACUUAUCAUGCAAAUUGGCAACCUGUGGUUGAAAUUAGCUCAUAACCUUGAGAAAAGUGCAAAUUUGCUCACUUAAAAAGCUUAACAGGUCAGCAAUCUAAAAGGGCACGGAGGAGGACUGCUGUAUAAACACUUUCACAAGUCUCGACAACAGUGCCAAGUCCUUGCCAUCUGGUGAAGGAGUCUCCUCUAGCUGAACGCAGGCA